AUGCGUCGUCUGCUCCAUGUCCUACUCUUCCCGGUGGCCGCGAACGCAGUUAGGACGGUCGAGAUGAAGGCCUGGGGUGUCUGCUGUUGCUUCCUGCCUCACACCGGCGAGUUCACAGAGUUUCUACCAAGCUCGGAGGAUAGCUUCUACUGGGACUUCCGAGAAAAGCAGGGUAUGCCAGGACCUGAAGAUUCAUGCCCCAAGCAGCCGGACGGGCGGAAGUCUCUGUCGCCGCGCGGGUGUCGAGGUAGCCGGCUUUCCACCCAGCCGAAGUCCACGCAGUCUUUGAAAGUUUAUGGCAGCGCCAAGGGCGACUUGCCAACCGAGUGCGCUCCCCUGAUGCCUCAUCCCGAUGAUAUGUUUUGCGAGAGCUACCUGGUGCGCGAAUGCGGCAGCCUCACGAUCGACAUUCCAGAUAAGUGGAAGAAUUGCUACCGAAAUACCAGCGACUACGGCCACAACCAGAUCGAUCCGUCUUGCCCGCAAUGCAGACAUGAUAGGUUCAAGGACGGAUGCAAAGAUCAUCUUUGA
This is a messenger RNA of Symbiodinium necroappetens, 531 nucleotides long. The record is from the annotation of a GenBank genome assembly. NCBI's taxonomy places the organism in Eukaryota, Dinophyceae, Suessiales, Symbiodiniaceae.